CUCGUGCACGUGUCUUCCUCGGGCUGCCUUGCUGAAACUAAAUGGAAAACUUGACAGUUUUCAACCAGUUUUAGGUGUUGUGAUUGUUUGGUUUUGUUUGGUUUUGUCUCUGGGAUGAUAACUGUCCCGACUAUCACACCCACAGAGGAUUUCACAGGGGUUAAUGGCCUAAAUUUAGCCUCUAUGGAGAGAAAACAUGAGAUUUGCAGCCCAUUCAUUCCACGGCGCAACCCUGCGAGGAAAACAAGUGCAGAAAUAAUCAGUGAAGCCAGACAGUCCCUUCGAGUGCAGUCUACCCAGCGACCCUUUACUCCCAGAGAUGGACACAGGCAACUUUUUGGAAAGAGCUCUGUUCGCGCAGACCGUGACAACAGACCUCCAUCUACCUUUAGUCUUCAUGCUCAAAAUUUUGAUGCUCCUGACUCCAGGCCAGGUUCAGGGACUCGCCUCUCCCCUCUGGACCAUAAGCCAAAGUUUCCAGUCCCCUGUGAUGCUGAGGAUCCAUUCAAGGCCUUACCCAAACCCCCCACUGACCCACUGGAAGUUAAGAGGGGGCUGCCAGGAGGGCGGGCACGUCUCCUCCGGUCUGGAUCUCUCACCACGUUGUCUCCUGUAGAGGGACACAUACAUGUGAAAGAGCAAUUCAAUCCAGGCCUGGGACAAAAGCAGCUGUCAGCUAAACGACUCCCUAGCACUGACCACACUGAGGUUCGCAGUGGUCCUCUUAAAACUGGCCGAUGCAGAACAGCAAGUGAAAGUAGACUAAUGCAGCCUGGUGUUGACUCAGGCGUUAGACUCACAGAGGAAAGAGCAGAACGGAAAACAGAGCUUGGGAAUGGAGACAACAGCAAGAGCACAAAGGAGGAUGCAGAGUCCUUGGUGUGGAAUAACAUGAUUGCUCCUCUUCUCCAACAACUAGAGAGCAUGGCUGCAGGCAGCUCUGAGGGCUCACUGGACAGUCUGUGUGAUUUGUGUGACGGUCUCCAUGGCACCUUAGCAGAAGCAGACAUGCUCGGCCGACGCUGUAAGAGGAGGUCAGGGAUACUUCGAACACUGUUCCGCCUCAUUGACCUCAACUCUGCCCAGCUCAACCUGCACAUCGCCAAGCUCUGCCUUGCUCUGUGUGUCAGUGGAAACAACCUGCUUAACAUCUGUAAGCUCAUCUUCCAAAUCAGCCGCAGUGAAAGCAACGACAUCCUCUUUCAGAACAACUCUAUCAUAGGCCCUGUUCUGGGUAUUUUAAGCAACGAGGAUGUGUCCUCAUCUGGGGAAGCUCUGCUGUACUGUGUUGGGACUUUGAAAUUUCUCUCAGGAAACAGUGCACUCCUCAGACUUCUGCUGGACAAUAACUGUGUUGGUGUGGCUCAGAAACUCAUUCAGAGACUCUGCACGGCAGAAGACACCAACUUCACUAUAGCAGGGCACAUCCUUGUUCAGCUGACAGCGACUUUGAGGAACCUUGCAGAUCACCCAGAUUCCCGUCCAAUCUUUAUCUCCUUCUCUAUGCUGUCAGAACUCUGUCUGGUGCUUCGUCAUCACUGCAAAGACCCAGACAUCUGCACCAACAUUUCCAGAAUAUACAGUAAACUCUCCUCUUACUCGGAGUGCCGCCUCGCUCUGGCCCAGACCCCCGACUGCUACCAACUAUUUUUAGAACUGCUGAGCAAACAUCACCAAAAACAGGACCUUGUCGUACGCCUUCUUUUCACCCUUGGGAACCUCACAGCCAAAAGCGAAGAGGCUCGGCGGCAGCUCUUUCAGUGCGAUGCCUGCAUGGACACACUCCUGCAGCUGUACGACACCUACCAGCGCAGAGACAACUCACCACACACACCCUCACAGAAAGGCCCGCUUUCCCCCAGCGAGUCUCAGGCCCCUCCGGGGAGUGUGCAGGAGGAUGAGGACGUGCUGGUGAAGCUGGUCAGGGUGCUGGCAAACAUGUGCAUCCACCCGGCUGUAGGUCCAGCUCUGGCAAACAACACAAUCUGCAUUCAGCUGCUGAUGGAGACAAUUGAGCUGAGGUCUGUGCAGGAAAGCGAGGAACUGUUGGUGAAUGUGGCUGCCACCAUCAACAACCUGUCUUUCUACCAGGAGGAAAGCUCUGUACUCAGACGCAGUCAACUCACAAUCGCAAAGUUGAUGUUGAAGUUGGUGCUCAGCUCGAGUAGGGACGCCAUGCUUGAAGCCACCCGUGUAUAUGGAAAUUUGUCACAGUCCAAGCAUGUGCGGGACUUUAUUAUGCAAAACAAAGUGCACCAGUUUGUAGUGACGCUGCUCGACUCAAAAAGCACUGAGAUGUGUUUUUCAGCCUGCGGGGUCCUCACCAACCUGGCUCUGGACCCUGCCAACAGGGACAGUCUUUCAGUGGAGGGGGCUGCUGCCAAACUUGUGGACUGUCUGAGAGACUUCGGACCAGGUGAUUGGCAGCUGGCAGGCCAAGUUUGUCAGGCGUUGUGGAACAUGAUCGUCUGUGGCUCAGAGAAGCUGCUGGACACACAGGAGAGAGAGUCACUGCUGGAGUUCCUCACUACAUGCUUAGAUGAACAGGAGGCUCUGAAGUGGAUAGAAAAUGAAGAUAUAAGGGAUUUCCACAGGGCAUGCUGGGAGUUAGAGUUCCUACCUGUAGCUCAAAAACUGAUGAAGACGCUCCGGACUCCGGACCUAACAGCCUGACAGAGUUCGAGUUUCAUGUCGUCAUAGAAAUCAUAGUAUUGUUUUAAACUUUUAAAUACUUAACCCAGAGUCCACAUUCUAACAAGUAAACACGUUCCUCCAGUGGGUUUUAGAGGUGGCUGUGAAGGUUUGUAGUGAGAAGCAGGUGAGGUCAGCUUGAAGUCAUGUCAGUUACAGUGAAUUCCAUCGCUGGUUUUAAAAAACAUCUUUAAAAAUGUUUUAAACUGGGCGCCCAGAUAGCUCUGUUGUAGGCGCCCAUAU
This is a messenger RNA of Perca flavescens (yellow perch), 2934 nucleotides long. It is a transcript of the gene armc2, whose product is annotated as armadillo repeat containing 2. Lineage: Eukaryota; Metazoa; Chordata; Actinopteri; Perciformes; Percidae. The transcript has 18 exons. The record is from RefSeq and is a predicted model, not a curated record. Bases 115 to 2673 code for a protein of 852 amino acids. Gene Ontology annotation, molecular function: protein binding. Gene Ontology annotation, biological process: cilium organization; sperm axoneme assembly.